Molecule: messenger RNA, 798 nt
Organism: Lindgomyces ingoldianus
Lineage: Eukaryota; Fungi; Ascomycota; Dothideomycetes; Pleosporales; Lindgomycetaceae
Exons: 5
Coding region: 1-798 (265 amino acids)
Source: RefSeq, a predicted model, not a curated record
AUGCUUACCAUCAAUGUUACAAAGAGCGUUUGCUUCUCACUCACGAAAGCGCCCGCCGGCACUCCCAGUGCUAGAAGGAGUGACUUUUCUCUCAAAUCGAGGAUUCACAAUACCAUCUGGUGCAUCUGGGGGUUCAAUAUGUACGUCGUCAGACUGUCACUAUUUCUCCUUCUUGGCUUUCUCCGCUUUCUUCUUUCGUUCCGUUCAAGGUCCUGUUGCUUUCCAUUCCCACUUCCCCCCCUUACUGGCUCUUCUCUUCCAUCUUUCGUUCCACCUCCCCCUUCUCGCUGCUUUGACGACCUUUUAAUGACGUCUUGUUUGAAGCACAAAUUCGUUGUUAUCCUUCUCAAUUCCGUCUUCGCCCGGCUCCAAUAUGUUCUUAGAUCCACCCUGUGUACCUCUAUCACCAUACCACUUUUUGUCAUUAUCAUUGUAUCACCUCUUUUCUCUGCCAUCAUAUCAUUCCUAAAAGCCGUACGUGCACUUGCAUACACUUUUUCCGAUUCGUGUUCCCUACUUCUCCUAGGUGUCAUGGAUAUCACUUGGCAAAACUUCCAGGCCUUAAGAUCGGCAAUAGACGUCCACAGUUCUGAUAUAUUCACGCUAUCGACAACAUCAUCCAUAUCAUCUAAUAGCAACAUUUCUACGAAUAUGGACCGUACACGGCGCAAAUCACCAACUCCAAGCUUAUCACUCCACUGUUGGUCAUAUAGACAUCUAUAUACAGCUGUGAAAGAUGUUAAUAUUCACUGGAAGUUUAAUACAGGCGAGACAAAGGAUGAGAAGGGCGAUGUUUAA